CUCUCCUUCUCUGUUCUUAUUAAGGAAAAUAAAAAAUAAUAAAAAAGCUUUCGGCAAAUCUGUGAUCGAAGCUGAAUCACUCCCAGUGGAGCUCGGAUUCGUUUUCCAACGAAGGAACCGAUCAGAAAGUUCUCUACAAACUCUAUCGAAACAACCAAAAUCGAGUCUUGCUCUAGUCAAAAUUGCAAUCAACCCUCGAAUUGGUGUGUGUGUGUGUGUGUUUUCUCUCGAUUCUUCUUCUCCAUCUCCGUAACUACUCUUUGAAGAAUUGGGGAUCAAAGCUUCGCGAUGGACUACGAAUCGUUUGAUAGCAGCGGAACAGAUGAUGAUCUGCCUCCAUCUCAUAGGGUUGCAAGAGGAGGGCGUGUGGCUGGCAACGGAAGACCUUCGAGUCUUCUUCCUCCAUCUUACCCUAAGAUGUAUGAUGAAGUUGCUGUUGAUAUGGAAGCUCAGAUUCACCAGAUUGAGAAGGAAGCAUACAUAUCUAUCCUAAGAGCCUUUAAAGCCCAAGCAGAUGCUAUCACUUGGGAAAAGGAAAGUCUUAUAACUGAACUGCGUAAAGAGCUGAGAGUGUCCAAUGAGGAACAUAGAGAGCUUCUUGGCCGUGUAAACGCAGAUGAUACCAUACGAAGGAUAAGGGAAUGGAGACAAUCUGGAGGAAUGCAACCAACAAUGCGCAAUGCUGCUCAAGUGGUUCACGAUACCUUGCCAACACCUUCCGUUUCAGCUUCUGUCAAGAAGCAGAAACUAAACCAGCCAAUGCCUUCUCAACCAUUCGCUUCACACCCUCAAGCUGAUCUUACUAACCAGUUUGCAUCAUCCACAGCUAAACGAGGACCUGUUCCCAAUGUCAAGGGAAAAAAGCAUAAACCAGGUUUCCCUGGUUCCUCUUCUGCAAAACCUGUCUCAUACCAUCCCUCAGAUCAACCUCAACGAGGACAAGUCAUGAACAGAGUACCACCUGGUCCCACCAGUUCAAGUGAACCCACAAAUGGAAACGACCCUGAGUCUUUUGUAGGAAGGAAAGUUAGAACGAGGUGGCCAGAAGACAAUACGUUUUACGAGGCUGUCAUCACCAAGUACAGUCCAGUUGAGGGCCGCCAUGCUUUGGUUUAUGACAUUGGAACACCUAACGAGACAUGGGAAUGGGUCAAUCUCUCAGAGAUAUCUCCUGGGGAUAUUGAGUGGAUAGGAGAGGAUCCUAGGGUUGGUAAUCAGUAUGGUGUAAACGGACAAGGCCAUGGUCUGAAUAGAACUACAGGACCAAACAGUGUUCCACAACGGGGAAGCGGUUUGGCAAAGACCAGUAUCAAAAAAGAUUUCAGAACAUCGCAGAAUGGAACUGGGAAAAGGAAACAUAUGGAUAUACGAAUCCGUCAGACCAAUGUCCUAAUCAGAGAUGUGGAGAGAGUUCUUGGCUCACACAAUCCAGAUCCUCAAGAAGUUGAAAGGGCUAAGAGAAUGUUGGAGGAGCAAGAACAAGCGCUUGUUGGUGCCAUCGCAAAGCUUGGAGAUAUAUCCGAUGGAGAAAACGAAGGUGGCUUUCAUCGCUAACUUGUGUUUGAUAGACAAGCAAUUUUGGCAAGACAUAGUGCAAUGCGGUGCAUGAGGAGCCGAUGAAGAUAGCAUUUGUUGAGAUUUUUAAGGUCAGAGUCUCAAGUUCUUGAUGUUCCUUUUUUGGAGCAUAUGACUGUAAUUUUUGCUGACAUUAGAGAUAGCUUUACCCAAAUGUUGAUUUUGUUGGAUAUAUGUUCAAAUGGAAUGGUUUUAGUA
Messenger RNA from Brassica napus (rape), 1773 nucleotides. RefSeq names its product protein EMSY-LIKE 4-like. Gene Ontology annotation, cellular component: nucleus. The transcript is spliced from 10 exons. Bases 289 to 1554 code for a protein of 421 amino acids. Gene Ontology annotation, biological process: defense response to fungus. Lineage: Eukaryota; Viridiplantae; Streptophyta; Magnoliopsida; Brassicales; Brassicaceae. The record is from RefSeq and is a predicted model, not a curated record.